Penicillium bovifimosum is the source of this 2406-nucleotide messenger RNA. RefSeq lists its product as uncharacterized. The transcript is spliced from 2 exons. The record is from RefSeq and is a predicted model, not a curated record. NCBI's taxonomy places the organism in Eukaryota, Fungi, Ascomycota, Eurotiomycetes, Eurotiales, Aspergillaceae. Bases 1 to 2406 code for a protein of 801 amino acids.
AUGGAUCCUGACCCAGUCGUUGGCGCCGUUGAGGUGUCUCGACACGCCCCAAGAGUGUCUGACGAAGUUCACGACUCUUACGACCGACCCACGUUAACGACCUCUGCGCGGCAACGCCAGCCAACUGUUCAGCGACCUUCUUCCUCUUCUUCGGAUCACCAACGCCGACCCAGCACUUCUGACUCCCAGCGUCGAUUGCGCCGUGUUAGUCGCCAACCAGCGGAACCCCAAUCCCUUCAUCGUCGAGCUGUAUCCUUGGGCGCCCCGAGUUCACAGCCCACUCGUCCUCAGCCAGCGCACUCGCCCUCGGUCCCUGUACAACACGCCCCGACCAGUGGCAUUGCAGAGCUACGUCCCGCCCUUUCCGAAGCGCACACAGACGACAACGGGUCUACGAUCGACGACCCGUACCAGCUCCUCCAUACAUCAUACUGGCCGCAGCGAACCACCCGAGUCUCGUCACGCACCGCGUCGGCAGUCCUUUUCGCCCUCGAAGAAGCCAUCCGUGGACCCCUUCAGCUUUCCACAGAUUGGGACGAGGUGAAUGCUUCUAUGUCAGACAUGGUAGGCGUCGCUGGCCCCGCUGGGCCCGUGGGCAAUGGCCGCGUUCAAAAUGGAGGAGCCCGUUUUCCUCAGAACCCUAUUUCAGGAACAUCACAACCACCCAGUGGUGUGAGGACACCUACAGAUAUAAUGAGGCAACGCCGGGACCGGGAAGCCCGCCGAAAAGCGGAACAGGAGGAAUUGGAACGACAACAUUUGGAGCAAGAACAACAGGCUCAGAAUGAGGCUCAGGCGCAAGCUCAACAGACAAAGGCUGAACAGUACACUGCCGGCGUUGCCGCCAACAACACCUCACAGUCGAGAAUUAGGGCCCCACGAGCAACAAGAGGCACCGAAGGACAGACCCAAAUUCCCGUCGCUUCGGGCCAAGCACCUGGUUACCGACCAGCAGCGGAUGCUGCCCCGAGUAGUCGACCAUUAGAAUACCAAACCGCACAACCCGCUACUGGGACUGCACCAUUGGCUAGCCAGCCACGACCGACACAGGCAACUGGCCAGCAGCCUCAGCACGGUCGCUUGCAGAGCGCCACAAAUAUUGGAGCUCAAACGAAACCGAGUGGUGUCUCCAAACCCGCCCAGACCACAUCCACAGGACAGAGCGGUGCACCUCAAGCUCUCCAGCAGCCAAAACGAGCUGGGUUCCCCCAUGCGUUUGAGCGAUGGGAGACCCUGUCUUCGCACUGGGAAGGUCUCACCAGCUAUUGGAUGCGCAAGCUGGAACAAAACAACGAGGACCUAGAGCGUGAUCCACUCAGCCAACAACUUGCUCGACAGAUCACAGACCUGUCUGCCGCUGGUGCUAAUCUGUUCCAUGCCGUUGUCGAACUGCAGCGGCUGCGAGCCUCCUCCGAACGCAAAUUCCAGCGCUGGUUCUUCGACACCCGCGCUGAGCAAGAACGCGCGAAGGAACAGCAAGCCGAGCUGGAACGCCAGCUCAAAGCGGAACGACAGGGCCGAGCCGAUGCCUUCGCUGCCGCCAAACAAUCCGAGAAGGACAAGGUCAAGGCCGAGGAGCUCCUCAAGGAGAUGCGCCGCGAACUCCAAAUCUCCAAGGAGGAAGCACGUCGUGCUUGGGAGGAGCUUGGACGUCGCGAGCAAGAGGAACGGGAUCGAACCAACUCCCUGCGCAAUGGAGAGCCCACACUUGUCGGCGGUGUCCAAGUUGUGCCUAUGGUCUCUGGCCUCCCGGGUCGUCACAACAGCACUCGUCCGCAAACUCGCGAAGGCCCAUACCACAGUGGACCAAAUACCACUGACGCCUACCAAGGUAAAUCCGCAGCACCAAGUGCAGGCGGACAAUACUACGGAGACGACAUGCCGAUGUCACCCACAGGCUCAGAUCCCUUCAUCGAGCCCAAGAAGGUCGACCCACCCGCCUCCAAAGCCCCUUACCCGGACACACUCUAUGAACACGAAAACAUGACUGUCCCCUACCACGAUCCCGCAAGCUCAGAGCCUGACGCGCGCUCCUAUGUCGGAAGCAGCGAAGCUGGAGACGAUGACUACGCCCACUACCCCCACGACGCGCAUAACCAGCCUUUCAGCUACCCGCCCGCGCCUCUCUCCGAGGGAAGCGAGGAGUACGAGCACUCCCCAGUAGAGGGCCACUACGACGGCGCCUACACCUCCGCCGCUUCCUCCGCCCCAUUGCAAGCACCAUACCCACCGGGCACUGCCGACUACACCGGCGCUGGCUGGGGCCCCGGAUGGGAAUCCAUGACACCGCGCCAUCGCCACCCGACGCGUCUGAGCGAUGUUCUCGAGGAAGACGAGCCUAGUCGCACAAGCCCCAGCCGCGCUAGUCUGGCUAGCCGCAGCCAGGCCAGUCGGACCAUUCUUUGA